AUGAGUUUAAUAGCGCUGACACCAGCAGCAAGAGUCGAUGAUGUUAUUCGACAGUUGUUUGACCAAUACAUACAGAUACACCCUAUAAAUAACCAAUACUUGCUUAAAUCAUCCAAUGGCAGCAGUAGCAGCGGCAACAACAAGAGCCACAUCCAGCAAUGGUUCAACUUACGUAAUCUACCCAUUGUGGGGAGAUUUGUUCCUGAGAUCGACGAAAAGACAAAGCUUAUUAAUGAACUACUUGAGUAUCAAAAGACAACAACAACAUAUCGAGAUUGGUACACCAUUUCCUUGAGGUUGGAUGAAUUAUUGGGGAAUAAUGCCUGGAAAUCCGAUCCUCAGUCGGAUAUUUACGACUAUAAUUUAAUUUACAAACAUUUGAAUGCAAUGAAACAAGCACGAAUGAACAAUAAUUACAAGUUGUUGUUGUAUUACAUCCGUACUACAUGGGUGCGAAACUUGGGAAAUAUGGGUGAUUCAAAUCUAUAUCGACAUUCCUAUGUUGGAACCAAAAAGUUGAUUGAAGAGUAUAUACAAGAAUGUCAAGUUUCACUAGGUUAUCUUGUUGAAGAACAUCAUGAUCAGUUUGAUUUUGAUGAUCGGUACUUAUUGGGGAUGUUGAUACAAACGAGGAAAAAUAUAGGUCGAACUGCGCUAGUGCUAUCGGGUGGUAGCACAUUUGGUAUUUUCCAUAUUGGAGUAUUGGCCACUCUAUUUGAAGCUAAUUUGUUGCCGAGAAUUAUUAGUGGCUCCUCAGCAGGAUCGAUUAUGGCCAGUAUUAUAUGUUCACAUACCAAUGAAGAGACAAUUGAGUUGUUGCAAACCAUAUCGCAACGCGAUUUCAACAUUUUCGACAUAACCGACAAGGUGGAAACUUCAAGCAAGUUUAAAAAGGUGCUUUUAUUUUUGGGCCAUUGGAUUAAAUUUGGAACCGUUUAUGAUAUUGAAGGAUUACAAGAGACAAUGAUUGGGUUUCUUGGGGAAUUGACCUUUAGAGAAGCUUAUAACCGUACAGGCAAGAUUUUAAACAUUACUGUUUCGCCUGCAUCAAUACAUGAACAAACAAGGUUAUUGAAUUAUAUAACUGCUCCCAAUUGUUUAAUUUGGUCAGCUGUUUGCGCUAGUUGCUCAUUGCCAGGAGUGUUUCCCUCGAGUUCAGUUUAUGAAAAGAAUCCCAAGACAAAUGAAGUACAUGAAUGGAAUAAUGACGAGUCAAUGAAGUUUAUGGAUGGAUCGGUGGACAAUGAUUUACCAAUCACUAGAUUACUGGAGAUGUUUAAUGUUGAUCAUAUAAUUGCCGUACAAGUGAAUCCGCAUGUUGUCCCAGUUUUAAAAGUAUCGAUAAGUAACGUGGGUGGUGAUGUUGAAAAUGAGUUGAGCUAUAAAUUAAAACAAAGCUUGAAUAACGUUUACGAUUUCGUGGUUUCGGAAGCUAUUCACUAUUUGCAGUUACUUAACGAGAUGGAUAUUUACAAGAACUUGGCCAACAAGACAGUUUCUUUGUUAUCACAACGGUAUUCAGGAGAUAUCACUAUAUUACCUGAGUAUAAAUGGCAAGAUUUUACCAAGAUUUUGACUAAUCCAAGUCAUGAGUUUCUAUUGGAGUUUAUAUGUCGUGGUGCUAAAGCAUCUUGGCCCAAGAUGAGCUUAAUUGAAAACCAUUGUCGGGUUGAAUUUGCUCUUGAUAAGGCGAUUUCGGUAUUGCGAGGCAGAAUAGUAACGUCAGGUAAUUACCGUUUGACUAAUUCGCCAACAGCAAUGACUAGUGGAACCGCUAAAGCGAAAGUCAAUGGAAGUGGAAGUGGAAAUGGAAAUGGUAACAAUGGCAGUGGAAGUAGUAUGGCGAUAACUUUAGGAUCUCAAGGUAAUGGAAGCACUACCAAAAUUGGUUCCCCUAAUGGGGACACUGAUGGAGACGAUGCUGAUUUAGACAUUGAUAUGGAUGACGAUGCUGAUGCUGACGCAUCAGUUGUAACCACACCCUUGGCAACAGCGACAAGAACACCACCACGAAUGUUGAAAUCACUGGAAGAACGGCAAAUUAGACAAGGUAUACGUAAAUCUAAAUCGUCAAACUUGAUCAAUUCAGUAAGGUAUCAUAGGGAGAGGAAUAGUGAUGGGAAUAAUAGCAGUGGUGGUAAUGGUGGUGCUGAUACUGGUGGUGGAUAUAGUCAUGAAGAAAGAGCUAAUUUACCAUCAAGAUCCAGAUCGUUGAAGAAUUCAUAUAUAGGGUUAAAUCGGUUGAAUGAUGAUGAUCCAUAA
Lodderomyces parapsilosis is the source of this 2262-nucleotide messenger RNA. RefSeq lists its product as uncharacterized. Gene Ontology annotation, molecular function: triacylglycerol lipase activity. The transcript has a single exon. Lineage: Eukaryota; Fungi; Ascomycota; Pichiomycetes; Serinales; Debaryomycetaceae. The coding region runs from base 1 to 2262 and encodes 753 amino acids. The record is from RefSeq and is a predicted model, not a curated record. Gene Ontology annotation, biological process: lipid metabolic process.